Messenger RNA from Ilyonectria robusta, 2694 nucleotides. RefSeq names its product kinase-like domain-containing protein. The transcript has 2 exons. Gene Ontology annotation, biological process: meiotic spindle assembly checkpoint signaling; mitotic spindle assembly checkpoint signaling; peptidyl-serine phosphorylation. Gene Ontology annotation, cellular component: nucleus; kinetochore; spindle. Gene Ontology annotation, molecular function: protein serine/threonine/tyrosine kinase activity; ATP binding; protein serine/threonine kinase activity. NCBI's taxonomy places the organism in Eukaryota, Fungi, Ascomycota, Sordariomycetes, Hypocreales, Nectriaceae. The record is from RefSeq and is a predicted model, not a curated record. Bases 1 to 2694 code for a protein of 897 amino acids.
AUGGCGACUGCUUCGCCCACCCCCAUGGGAAACGGCCUUGUCCGGAGGACCUCCCAACGACAAGCCCUUCGACGACUUCCCUCGAGGCCGGCUGUGAACCACAACGACAGCUUCCAAAGCAAUGCUGGAGCUGUGCCCAACGGCCAUCACCAACCACAGGAGCGACAAUUCCACGACGACAGCUCCGAGGAUGAGAUCCCAGUGCCCAUGAAGCUCAGCGCUCUCACCAAGGCUCUCCUCAAUGGCGGUGCCCCUGAACGAGCCGAGCGUCCGCCCUCGCCUCCCCGAACCCGACGACGCACAAGUGCAUUGAACGCGUCAACCUCUUCGGCAUCAGAAAGCCGAAGACAUCGCAGAUCCGGAAGCGUGCAAGUGCAGGAUGGGAAAUCCUCAAAACCAACCAGCCCUGCUGCGAGCCGGGAGCCCAGCCCUGUUAGGAGGAGGGUGGUCCGGCUCAGCAACACGCCCCAGAGCCUGAACCAAAUGAAGCCUGUCAAGCGGCGAUCAAACUCAAUGUCUCGGUCGACUCAGCGACCACGACCUGAAAGCCGUCCCGGUAGUCGGGAUAAGUCUUCAGAUGAGAGGCCAGGCUCACAACUUGAUGUCAACACCCCUUCCCAAGGCGGACGCGUCGUCCGGAUUGCUGCCGGGUCCUCCGGCAACCGAAGCCGCCUUGGUUCGACUGGCCCGUCGUCAGGCCGGUCUAAUGCGUCUAAUAUGGAACGAUCCAUGAUUGACAAGUCCAGUAUUGACAUGGAAAACGACCAGCCCGAAGAGCUCGUAGAGCCUUCAACCGUCGCCCGCAACCCGCCUCCUUUCAGCCACGGUAGCGUUUCACGAUACCCAUCAACUGGCAACAGGACUCGGCCAGAAGACAACGCCAACCUGCAAAGCUCGAUGCGACCCAAGCGGGUCGGAAAGGUGGCAGGAAGCUUCCUCAGCGGACCCGCCCGGCGAGGUCGACGGAGACAAAGUGAAGAGGAGGAUGAAGAUAAUGCUGAUGGCGAACCCUUGGCAUCAAGCCAAGAGCCAGAAAGUCAACCUGGCGAGGAUCCCGCCGCCUAUUACGGUGAUGGGAUCCGGAACUUCAACUCUGGAAGCCCGGUCAGCGGAAAUGCCGCUGCUAGAGCUGUUCACCGAAGACACGCUUCAAAUCUUAACCUGCGCAUGGGGUCAGCGAGGCCUUCUCCUCGUGAGAACUCUCCCCGUGAGUAUUCCUCCCGAGAACCGACUCCAGAAAUAGCCCUGUUGCCAGAGGCCGCACCGGCACCGGCACCAGCCUCGAUGCUAGAACUAGAGCCGGAACAGAAGGAACCUGAGGAAAUCCACUAUAAACUUCCCAUGUCACGUCCCGAGAUGCCAUCUCGACGCGACCAGGAGAACGAGGUCCCGGCUAGUUACAAGCGGACCAAGGCAUCGGUCGAUCAGAUCCUUGAGAAGGUGCCCAUGCGUCCCAUGAGCGCAGAACUUGGUGCUGCGAGGCCGGUCUCGCCAGAGAGGAAACCCCUCGCCUCCAUGGCCCGAAAUACGCCCCGUCGACAGGAGCCUCCACCACCACCAAAGAUGUCUGUCUUGGAAGCGGCAACAGCUACUGCAGGUGCUGCCGCGACCGGCCACGCCAAGCAGAGACGAAACAUUCUGAGGGUGAACGGCAAGGCCUACACCCGAUUGGACUGCCUUGGCCGGGGUGGCAGCGCAAAGGUCUACCGAGUCACUGCUGAGAACGGCGAGAUGUUUGCCCUCAAGCGAGUUGCGCUGGAGAACGUGGACCAGGGCACUCUCCGGGGAUACCAGGGAGAAAUAGACCUUUUGCAGAAGCUCAGCAAGGUCGAGCGUGUCAUCGGACUGAGGGAUCAUGAGUUGAACUCAGAGAAGAAGGUGCUUACUUUGCUUAUGGAGAUGGGUGAGCUGGAUAUGAACAAGCUACUGGGCGGACGGCACGCCUCAGAAUUCGCAAAGUUCGACCCAGUGUUUGUGCGAUUUUACUGGAAGGAGAUGCUCGAAUGUUUGCAGGCAGUGCACGAAUACGACAUUGUCCACUCCGACCUGAAGCCGGCCAACUUCGUCUUGGUCAAAGGUCAGCUGAAGCUCAUCGACUUCGGCAUUGCCAACGCCAUCCAGACCGACGAGACUAUCAAUGUCCACCGCGAAGCCCAGGUCGGCACCCCCAACUUUAUGUCGCCCGAGUCCUUGAUGGACUUCAACAACCCCAGAGGCGGACGGAUGCCUGGUCACCAGAAGCUUAUGAAGCUCGGCAAGCCCAGUGAUGUCUGGUCACUCGGCUGUAUUCUCUACCAGAUGGUCUAUGGUAUCACUCCAUUUGGCCACAUUUCCAACCAGUUGUCCAAGUGUCAGGCCAUCAUCAACUGGAACCACGACAUCGAGUUCCCAUCCCGUGGCAUGGGUGGCUCAUCCGUCCCGCCCUCACUUAUCCGCACAAUGAGGCGAUGUCUCAACCGGGACAUUCACAUGCGCCCUACCUGUGAGGAGUUGCUUCACGAGACGGAUCCCUUCCUCUACCCCGCGGAGCUCACCGAUAAGGCCCUCCCUAUGGACGAGGAGCUACUCGGCCGAAUCAUCCAGAGCGUCGUCUCAAGAUGUCGCGAGCGGAUGCCCACCGAGGCAGAGAGCGUGAGCGUUUGGCCGCAAGCGUACUGGACCAGCGUUAAGAAAGCUAUGGCUGGUAGAAAUUGA